Silurus meridionalis is the source of this 4468-nucleotide messenger RNA. RefSeq names its product natriuretic peptide receptor 1a (gene npr1a). Gene Ontology annotation, biological process: protein phosphorylation; intracellular signal transduction; cGMP biosynthetic process. Gene Ontology annotation, cellular component: membrane. The record is from RefSeq and is a predicted model, not a curated record. Lineage: Eukaryota; Metazoa; Chordata; Actinopteri; Siluriformes; Siluridae. Gene Ontology annotation, molecular function: guanylate cyclase activity; protein kinase activity; peptide receptor activity.
GAGCUGCACUUUCCCAACUGUUUGGCCAUGAGGGAUCUGAAAUACACGGAGUUUCCGCUGCGAUUAAUCGGCUAAAGUUUGAGCACACACACACACACACACACACCUGCUGGGAUCCAGGAUUGAAUCUUGAAUAUCAGGAAUUUAGGUGCUGAAGAUGGUGGGAUCACUGUGGCUGCCCCUUUUGGUUCUGCUCAGCGGAGUUUCUUUGGGAGUUGUGGAACUGGAGAUGGUUCCUCAGCAUGGAGGAUCGCCUGCUACUAAGAACAUCACCCUGGCUGUUAUCUUGCCUCUCCAUAACACAGAGUACCCAUGGGCGUGGCCUCGCGUGGGUCCUGCUCUGAACUUGGCCGUUGAGAAGGUCAAUUCGGACCCUACGCUGCUUCCGGGUUACCGCAUGCGCCUCGUUUUCAGCAACAGUGAAAACAAGGAGGGUCUGUGCUCCGACUCGGUGGCCCUCGUGGCUGUGGACCUAAAGUUCGCCCAUGACCCUUGGGCUUUCAUUGGACCAGGUUGUGACUACGCGUCUUCCCCGGUCGCCCGCUUCACCACACAUUGGGAGGUGCCCAUGGUGACUGCUGGUGCACCAGCGAUGGGCUUUAACUUGUACUCUUCCAUCACAAACACAGGACCAACACAUGAGAAACUGGGUGAGUUUGUUUUGAAGAUGCACAGAGACUUUGGCUGGCAAAACCACGCAUUGUUCCUGUUCCACGACCAGAAGAAUGACGAUCGGCCGUGCUACUUCGCCGUGGAGGGGCCGUAUACAGAGAUGAGAGAAAAGAACAUGACGGCCGAACACAUCGUGUUUAACGAGGACGAGAGCGUGUCCUUCCCCGAUCUCAUCCGUGAUAUAAGCCAUCUAGCACGAGUUGUGUACGUUUGCUGUAAGCUGCAGACGUUCAGGAAGCUGAUGGUGCAGUUCAGGAAGCAGCGGCUUCCCCAGGAGGAAUACGUCUUUUUCUUCAUCGAUCUGUUUGGAGAGAGCGUGCGGAGAAGUCCGGCUAAGCCAUGGGCUCAAGGAGACGCAGACGAUCGCAUUGUCAAGGAAGCCUUUAAAAGUGUAAAGAUUUUGACCUACAGAGAGCCGCAGAAUGCAGAAUACAAAACCUUCGUGUCCCGAUUGAAGACAGAUGCCAAGAAAAUGUUCAACUUCAGCAUGGAUGACUCGCUGAUGAACAUAAUAGCCGGAGGCUUUUACGACGGAGUGAUGCUCUACUCUCACGCCCUGAACGAGUCCAUGAACCAGUCAGGACAGAAGCCGCAGGGUAACAUGGUCACCCAAAGGAUGUGGAACCGUACUUUCCAUGGUGUCACAGGGCUAGUGGAGAUGGAUAAGCAAGGAAACCGAGAAAUCGAUUUUGCUCUCUGGGACUUGACGGACACCGACUCCGGAGAUUAUCAGAUUGUGUCAGUGUAUAAUAGCAGUCUGAAGCAAAUGAUUCCGGAGACGGGGAUGAAGGUGUACUGGCUGACGGGUUCUCCUCCUCCUGAAAUCCCAGUGUGUGGCUUUAAGUACGACAAUCCUUCCUGUGUGGCCAGAACAGUCACAAUGCAUCAGAUGAUCUCGAUCGUGGUGUGCUUCAUCUUCAUCAUCAUCGUCACUGUCACGGUCUUCAUCUACAGAAAGGUGAAGUUGGAGAACGAGUUGGCAGCACAGCUGUGGAGAGUGCACUGGGACGACAUUCAGCUUAAUAACCUGGAGAAAGCCUUGCGUAGGACAUGCAGCAGAUUGACACUGUCAUUGAGAGGCUCCAAUUAUGGCUCACUGCUGACCAUGGAGGGAAAUGUUCAGAUUUAUGCCAAGACCUGUUACUACAAGGGAAACAUAACAGCUAUUAAGUAUAUCAACAAGAAGCGCAUUGAGCUCACCAGGACCGUGCUGUUUGAACUCAAACAUAUGCGUGAUGUUCAGAAUGAACACCUGACUAGAUUUAUAGGAGCCUGCAUAGAUGGCCCGAACAUCUGCAUCCUCACUGAGUACUGCCCAAGGGGCAGCUUACAGGACCUCAUGGAGAUUGAUAGUAUUACCCUGGACUGGAUGUUCCGGUAUUCUUUGAUCAAUGACAUUGUCAAAGGAAUGUCAUUCCUUCACAACAGUAUGAUCGUCUCCCAUGGCAACCUGAAAUCCUCCAACUGCGUGGUGGACAGCCGCUUCGUGCUGAAGAUCACAGACUAUGGGCUGGCCAGCUUUCACAAUGAUAGCAGCCUUGAGGACACAUACGCUUACUACGCACGUAAGUUGUGGACAGCUCCAGAGCUGCUGCGUGCAGAGAACAAGCCGGCAUGCGGGACUCAGAAGGGAGACGUGUACAGUUUCGGCAUUAUUCUGCAAGAACUGGCUCUCCUCAAGGGAGUUUUCUACCUGGAAAGCCCUCCACUCAGCCCUAAACAGAUUGUGGAGCGUGUGGCAGACGGACGAUGGCCGUACCUGCGCCCCCUGCUGUGCACUCAGAGCCACAGCGAAGAACUGGGUCAGCUGAUGCAGCGCUGCUGGGCCGAGGAACCUAGCGACCGGCCGGAUUUUAACCAGAUCAAAGUGAUGAUGCGCAAACACAACAGAGGCUAUGGCUCUAACAUCCUUGACAAUCUGCUCUCGCGCAUGGAGCAGUACGCGAAUAACCUGGAGGAGCUGGUGGAAGAGAGGACCCAGGCAUAUCACGAGGAGAAACGCAAAGCGGAAGCACUGCUCUAUCAGAUCCUGCCUCACUCGGUGGCUGAGCAGCUGAAAAGAGGUGAGACGGUACGCGAAGCCUUUGACUCAGUCACUAUUUACUUCAGCGAUAUAGUAGGCUUCACGGCUCUGUCUGCAGAGAGCACGCCUAUGCAGGUGGUCACUUUUCUGAACGACCUGUACACGUGCUUUGAUGCCAUCAUCGACAACUUUGACGUUUACAAGGUGGAGACCAUCGGUGAUGCGUACAUGGUCGUAUCAGGACUUCCUGUGAGGAACGGGAAGCUGCAUGCGAGGGAAAUUGCCCAUAUGUCUCUGGCCCUCCUUAAAGCUGUGCACACUUUCAGGAUCCGUCAUCGGCCCGAUCAGCAGCUCCGCCUGCGCAUCGGCAUCCACACCGGCCCUGUGUGUGCUGGGGUUGUUGGACUGAAGAUGCCAAGAUAUUGUUUGUUUGGCGACACGGUUAACACUGCUUCACGUAUGGAGUCAAACGGGGAAGCACUAAAAAUCCAUGUAUCAGAGGCAACGCGGUCCGUGCUACAGGAGUUCAACUGCUUCCAGCUGGAGUUGAGGGGAGACGUGGAAAUGAAGGAAAGGAAGGAUGAGGACCUACUGGCUCCUAGGAGAGAGCGUGGCCAGGGAUGUCUGAGCAGAACACUUGGGCAGAACACACAGGAGGAAGCCUGAAUUGAGAAAUACACAUACAAUCAUGUAGCAGAAAUGUUUAGAGGCACGAACGGCCUUGACAUCAGCGAGACACGAAGAACUACCGUGAUGAAACUGCAGGGUGGAGCUGCACAGGUUUGAGGACGUGAUGUUCCCGGGAAAUAAACUGAGAAUGGGAACCAUUUGCAGAAAGUCGGACCUUUCAUUUUCAUGAAGCAGGACAGCAUCAUCUAGUGGCGUGAAGUCAUAUGUCAUAUUGGUUUUUCUAGAACGGAUCAAGAGUUUGGGUUUUAGCUUUGAGUUUGGAAACAGCCCUUACUUAAUGUGUUCAAAAGUAUUUUCUGUUUUUUGUUUCCUUUUUUUUUUACGUGGUCUUUAGCAAAAAAAAGAGUGUUCUUAUAGACUGGCCUUUGUGUUUUCUAAUUUUAUAUCUGUGCCACAAGUGCUUGUGAAUUAUUUGUCUUAAGCAGGCAUGUGCCAAAAAUCCUAUUUUACAUACAAAAAAUUUAGAGAUUUUGUAAUGAUACCAUUCAAAAUUAAAACGAAAUAAAUUGUUCUAACAGCUGUACUUAAAAAUAUACACUAUAUGGACAAAAGUUUGUGGACACCUCACUAUAAGAUUCCUAUGUGCUUUCUGAACAUUCCAUAUUUAGACUCUAUUUGCUGCUAGAAUAACCUUCAGUCUUCUGGGAAGAUGUUCCAAUAGACUUUAGAGAUUUGAUCAACAUCAGUGUUAUUAAAGUCAGCUAGUGAUAUAGGUGAGGUAAGGAGGCCUGAGGUGCAGUCAGUGUUCACAUUCAUCCCAAAGGUGAUGAAUGUGCUCUAAAGCAGAAGAUCUUCCACUCCAACCCAUGUAAAGCAUAUGUUCAUGGAGCUGGAGCUUUGUGCACAGGGGCAUUGUUAUACUGGAACAGCUUUGGGUCUCUUAGUUUAAUUGAAGGGAAAACUUAAUUCUAAUUCAAAGACAUACUAUACUAGGGUUAGAGAAGAACUAAAUAUAGUUGUAAAAGUCAAGUGUGCCAAUUCUUUUGUCCAUAUGGUGUACAUCAAUAUAUUGGUCUGAAACUCUGUAAUUGAUUGAUCUUUUAAUGUGCCCAACAUUUCUGUAAAUAUUCACGUUUCUAAAUA